Messenger RNA from Penicillium lagena, 1614 nucleotides. RefSeq lists its product as uncharacterized. Lineage: Eukaryota; Fungi; Ascomycota; Eurotiomycetes; Eurotiales; Aspergillaceae. The coding region runs from base 1 to 1614 and encodes 537 amino acids. The record is from RefSeq and is a predicted model, not a curated record. The transcript has a single exon.
AUGACUACCGCGAAUUCCUCGAUUAGCUGGCUCCAGGCGUUCUCACUCCUCCCUCCCCUCGCUCUGAAUACCAUGCUUCAACCCGUCGGUCGUGUCCUUGGAUCCUCUGCAUUCAAUAGCGUCUGGCUUCGAGCGUCGCCUAUUGUAUGUGCCCUCGAUACUCUGGCGCUCAUCCUUCGGCUCCUAGCAUACUGUACAUUCCUCCAUGCUACACUGCGCCAAGGGCUGCUUAUUAUCGGCAAGGACCGUUUUGACGAACUUGAGCCCGAUUAUAUUAGUCGAAAGGCACCGGUAACGACGACAUUACGCCUUCUUGGGUUAUUUCUCAGCUUAUUAGCGCCGACAUAUAUAGUCGGUAGGUGGGGGAAAAUCAGAUGGACAAUGGCUUGGGUAUGGAUGUAUUUUGCUUCAUACAUCGUCUUGGAGAUUGCAUUGCAAAUUGCGAGACGUGAACUUGCCAAACCGCAGUAUACUGCUAAGGAUUUCGAAUUGGAAUCUUUGGGAGAAGCGGAUGACGAUGAAACAUCGCUCGCGGGGAGCACUGAAGAAGUCCAAGAGGAUGAAUUGAACAAUCAGGUCAAUUCUAUGAAAAUGAAAGCCCAAGUCGAAUUGGAAGAAUCAGCGGGCGCGAAGUACACACCGGGCACCACGAGCAGUGAGGUGGGGAGCAUAAAUGAUGACAUUGAUGGCCACACGAUCCACCAGAUGGAUUUCCUGGAAUCACCAAGCACUGAGCACCUGCUAGGCAAAACGAGUGAUGAAGGCCAACGUAUACAAGGUGAUGGUGACUCUACCCCCGCCCCAGUGGAGACUGCCGAGUCUGAGAAUAGGACUGGCUCUUCUGACCCAGAGGCUGCAAAGGAGUAUAGUGGCAGCAGAUACAAGGAUCCAUUCACAUCUCCACGGUUGGCAUCAUUAAAACAUUUCUUCAAUUAUUGUGACGUGAUAUUAUUGAGAUGGGGCUGUCUACUCAAUGCAAUAUUCGUCUACUGGGCUUUUCUCGACCUCAUCCAGCCCCCUCUACAUACGUACAUUCUCUCCUCUACCGGCUGGGGUAUCGCAAUAUUCUUUCUCAAGCUUCCCUUCAUAUUUGCUGCCAUGUUCUUCAUAAUGGUCGCAUCUUACUCAAUCGCACAAGGCUUCCUUUCCGGUAUUGCUGCCCUAGCUAGGUUCGUGUGGCGAUUCCUACCUACCUUUAUCCAGGAACGACACGCAUCAACACCAGUGCUUAUGGUCUCUAUUGCUGUGGUCGGUGUUGGGUUCUACGGAGCGAUUUUUGGUGCGUUCUUCUUAAUAGCGCCUCUGAUGCUUGGAGAGUUUAUGCAGUGGCUUUAUAGUUUGCUAACUGUGGAGGCUGUGGUCCUCCUCAUCUUUUACUCUAUCUGUUUCGGUCUCUAUCUCUUGCUCAAGAUCGCUGCUGAGAUAACACCGGAUAUGAGAGGGAGAUUUCAGUAUUCUGGGUACUUGGGAGAAAAUGGAGUCGUCCUGGUGACUUGUGUUAUAAUCACCUUCACGGUGUCGAUCCUGUGGUAUCGAUUCCGGUUUCCUUCAUCUGCACAGUGGGUGCAAAAUUGGCGCGAGGCUCUCGUUUAUAACACGACUAUGACCAUAUGA